Molecule: messenger RNA, 869 nt
Organism: Racocetra persica
Lineage: Eukaryota; Fungi; Glomeromycota; Glomeromycetes; Diversisporales; Gigasporaceae
Source: the annotation of a GenBank genome assembly
AAACCGAACUAAAAAAAAUUGAACAACAAGUAGAAAAAUGCUUAGAUACUUUACGUACUGAAUAUAAUAAGAACGCUACCUUAGACCAAAAAAUGAACGAACUAUUUGAAUUAUUUUUAAACAGUUUAAAAGCUCUUAAAGAAGAAAAUGAAAAAUUAAAAAAACAAUUAAAUGAUAAAAACAAUGAUAAUAAUACACUAAACCAACAGUUAGAAAAUUGUAAUAAAGAAAAAGAAUCAUUGAAAAAUACAAACGAUAAAUUAAAACAAGAACUAAAAAAAUGUAAUAAAGAAAAAAAAACCUUACAAGAUAAAAAUAAAAAACUCGAAGAUGAAAUUAACAAACUAAAAGAAGACCUAAAAAAAUGUAAAGAAAAUGAACUAAAUAAAAACUUCGUAAACGAAAAUAAAGAAUUGAGAAAACAAUUAGAUAAAUGUAACCAAGAUAACGAACAUUUGAAAGAGGGAAUUACAGUAUUAAAAGAGAUGGUAAAAAAAUAUGAACUAAACCGAAUCAUAAAUGAAUUAGAAACUCUAAAAAAUAAAAAUAAAACCCUUAUUGACGAAAAUAAUAAUUUACAAAAUAUCGAUGAAAAGUGUAAACAAAUCACUGAAGAAAAUGAAAAACUUUUAAAAGAAAAUAAAGAAUUAACAGAAAAAAACGAUAAAAUAGUUCUUGAUGUAUAUGGAAAUCAAACUUUAUUUAUUUAUGAACAAUUGAUUAAAGAAAUAACAGAAUUGAUAAAAAAUUUAGAUAAAAAAAUCGAUACUAGUUUAACUUUAUUAAAAAUCAACUUUUCUGAUUCUGAUAAAAAUAAAAUAGAUAAAAUCGUUUUAGCUAGCAAAAACCUAAAAACAAUUCAAGAAUGA